This is a messenger RNA of Neogale vison (American mink), 3611 nucleotides long. RefSeq names its product zinc finger protein 792 (gene ZNF792). NCBI's taxonomy places the organism in Eukaryota, Metazoa, Chordata, Mammalia, Carnivora, Mustelidae. The transcript is spliced from 4 exons. Bases 148 to 1998 code for a protein of 616 amino acids. The record is from RefSeq and is a predicted model, not a curated record. Gene Ontology annotation, biological process: regulation of transcription by RNA polymerase II. Gene Ontology annotation, molecular function: DNA-binding transcription factor activity, RNA polymerase II-specific; RNA polymerase II cis-regulatory region sequence-specific DNA binding.
CCGGCGCCCCGGAGACGCGGGUCCGCCAGGUCCGCUCGCGCCUCGCUUCCUGCACGCCCGCAUCAGCCGGAAGCCCCAGGCCCGCCGUGCCGCGGGUCAGGCGAAGCUGUUCGGUACCCGCCGACAACGCUGCGAGCCCCGGAACGGAUGGCGGCACUGGGCGCUGACCCGUCUCCGGCGGCUCCGCUGCGAGCCUGGGCAGCGAUGGUGGUGGCGGCGGCGCUCAAGGCCCCGGCACAGGGCUGUGUGACCUUUGAGGACGUGACCAUUGACUUCUCCCAGGAGGAGUGGGGGCUCCUUGAUGAGGCUCAGAGGCUUCUGUACUGCGAUGUGAUGCUGGAGAACUUUGCUCUAAUAGCCUCGCUGGGACUGACGUCUUUCAGGUCUCACAUAGUUGCCCAGCUGCAGAUGGGGGCAGAGCCAUGGGUGCCUGAUAGGGUGGACAUGACGUCAGCCAUGGCAAGAGGGGCGUACAGUGGACUUGUCUCUGGUUUUGGCUGUGGAGCGGAGGGUGAGUGUACUGUGUCUGCAGAAGGAGUGUCACAGGACAGGAAGCUCAAGGAGGCUCUGUGCAACCAGAAAAACUACUCCCGUGAUGCACGUGGCCUGCCCAUGAAAGACGUUUUGCACCUGACCGAACACCAGGCAACACUUCCCAGGCAGAAACCAGAUGCGUGUGAGGCUACUGGGAGAGGGUCGGAGUCCAGUACAAACCUUCAGCAGCAGCAGAACAUAGACAAGUCUGGCAGAAGGGAUGAGGACAGGGCCUCCCUUGUGAAGACCUGCAGAGAUGACACAUCAAAGGAUCCUCUCACAGUCAGGGGGGAUGGGAAGGACUUUGUGGGCGGUAAGGCCACAUCCGGCUUUCUCCAGCGCCAGGUCGUUCACAGAGUGGAGGAGCCUCCCAAGAGCACUGGCCCGCAAAGUCAUAACAAGUGCAGUGAAUUUGGGAAUGCUUUCUCUGACAAGCCCGCACCUGUUCGGCACCAGAGAACCCACACCGGGGAAAGGUCUUUUGAGUGCAACAAAUGUGGGAUAUUAUUUAGCCAUGCCUCCGGCCUCUCUCAGCACCAGAGAGAUCACAACAGAGGAAAGCCUUAUGAGUGCUCCGAAUGUGGGAAGUUUUUCAGCCGACACUCUAGUCUCAUGAGACAUCAGAGAGUUCACACUGGGGAAAGCCCUUAUGUGUGCAGCGAAUGUGGGAAAUUCUUUAGCCAAAGCUCCAACCUCAUUCAGCAUAAGAGGGUGCACACUGGAGAGAAGCCUUAUGAGUGCCGUGAGUGUGGGAAGUUCUUCAGCCAGCGGUCCAAUCUCAUUCAUCAUAAGAAGGUCCAUACGGGCAGAAGCGCUCAUGAGUGCAGAGAGUGUGGGAAGUCUUUCAACUGCAACUCCAGCCUCAUUAGGCACUGGAGGGUUCACACUGGAGAAAGACCUUAUAAGUGCAAUGAAUGUGGGAAAUUCUUCAGCCGCAUCUCCAGUCUCAUCCAACAUCAUAUCAUCCACACUGGUGUACGGCCUUACAGGUGCAGCGAAUGUGGGAGAUCCUUCAUCUGGAGCUCUGACCUCAAGAAGCAUCAGAGAGUCCACACUGGGGAGCGGCCUUAUGAGUGCAGCGAAUGUGGGAAAUUGUUUAGCCAGAGCUCCAGCCUCCAUAGCCAUCGGAGACUUCACACUGGGGAACGGCCUUAUCAGUGCCCCGAAUGUGGGAAAUUCUUUAAGCACAGCUCCAGCCUCCAUAGCCAUCGGAGACUUCACACCGGUGAGCGGCCUUAUGAGUGCCUCGAAUGUGGCAAAACCUUUAGCAAGAGGGCUACCCUUGUCCGGCACCAGAAAAUUCACACGAGAGGAAGGAGUGCAGAGAGUGUGCACCCUCCUCCAGCACAACGAUGUGCACAGAUGAUAAGCUCUGAGAACAGUCCUGAUGAGGGGGCCAUCAGCCAGAGGGUGAACCUUGUUCAUCCCAAUGUCCACAAUGGGCAGAGUCCCUAUGAACGCUAGUUCUGCUGGAAGCUUUCUGGAACAAAGUAGCAUAUUUCUCACCAUGGGCUCUACCAGAGCUUUGCCACUGUGAGUGUUUGAGGUAGAAGCCAUGGAGCUCUGGCAGGUCCUCCAAGAAUAUGUGUCAGCCAGUCCCUGCGUUCGGACCUCUUUUCUGAGAGAGAAUCCCAAGUAGCCUGAGGCCAAGGAAGAUGUCAUUCCUUCCCUCUGUGACCAGCGUAGCUAUGGACAUGACCCAUCUUUGACUGUGAAGACCUGAGCUGGGUUCUGCUGGCAGCUUGCAGAGAAGGUUUCCCUUCUUUCAAAGACAUGGCUGAUCUCAUGCGAUGCUCAUGAUGGAUUUAUCCAGACUCCACAUUACCCAUCCCAACAAGCACCUAACUCUACAUUGCCUUAAUGAUCAAGCCACCUAUAAUCUGAUGUGUUUUGAUCAUUGGGAAGUGGGUUGAGAAUGCAGUUAAGGUCUACCAAACAAAAAGGUUUCUAAAUGUAUUGCCUCGGAGGAAGAGCAGGAUGGUGGAAAGAAAAUAGCUCUCGUUUCAGAUUUGGCCUCCUUUGUGUUGCUAGUCAAGGUCUCCUGGGAAUGAUGGUAAGAUUUUGUGGGCCUAAUGUUGGGAUCUGAGUGGCUUGAAUUUUUGUGAACCAGAGAUGACCCUGAGGACAGGGCAGUUGUGACAACCUCCUCUGCAUCUGGGAGCGGCAUGAAUAGGACCCCAUGUUUCCACGGGAUGCCUCUCGUUCCCUAGCACUGUUAAGUAGACACUGUUUACCUGCACCUGCCAAGGAGCCAUUUGCCUUGAAGUUUACCAUCUGGUAUUCAGGUGUCCUGUUAGGUUUACUGGCCCAAUUGAGACCAUAAUUGGUAUGGAAACACUGGGUGUGAAACUAGAAUAGGCGAGUCUGUAGCAAGCUAAAGGGAAUGUACCUGUUCUAAAAGUACAUCCACAAAUGUUCCUUUGAAUGUGACUGUGCAGUAUUCAGGCUUUGCAGAAAUUCUCAGGACCUCCAGACCUCUGUUCUAUGACUUAGGUCCCUGACAGAGCAAAUAUCUAUAAAGGUUUUGUGGGUAAUAAGGCUCCCUGCGGUAAUCGCGCCACAGCUGUUGCUGCUUUGGCGGGAGAAUGGGGCUGGGAGAAGGCAGGUCUGUACUCCAGGGGUGUAGCAUUUGUCACAUAGCCAUUUUUCCUGCCAAGGCAUGAGAGAGAGAGAGAGAGUCAACGUAGGAUUGCCAGGUCCUCUAAUUUCUGACAUGAACGAGAGAUCAGAUUUUUAUGUGCAACAAUUUCUUUAAAUCUUUGUUGAGAUACAGUUGUCAUGCAGCAGUCAUCCGUAUUUAAAUCUUUGUUGUCAUGCAGCAGUCAUCCGUAUUUGAUCUGCACUGCUUAAGAAGUUUUUCAGUAUGUAUACACUCAGGGAACCAACACAGAACCGGGACAACGUACCUAUCCAUCACCCACAAAGCUACCUCAUACCCUUUACUAUCCCUCCUUGCCUUCCCAGUAAACCAUUGAUUUCCUUUUCUUUCUUUCUUUCUUUCUUUUUUUUUUAACUACAGAUUUGUUUGUCUUUCUUAGAAUUUUAUACAACUGGAAUCAAAAAGUAUUUAUACCUUA